This is a messenger RNA of Drosophila biarmipes, 1501 nucleotides long. RefSeq names its product protein HEXIM1 (gene Hexim). Gene Ontology annotation, molecular function: cyclin-dependent protein serine/threonine kinase inhibitor activity; 7SK snRNA binding. Bases 122 to 1174 code for a protein of 350 amino acids. The record is from RefSeq and is a predicted model, not a curated record. The transcript has 3 exons. NCBI's taxonomy places the organism in Eukaryota, Metazoa, Arthropoda, Insecta, Diptera, Drosophilidae. Gene Ontology annotation, biological process: negative regulation of transcription by RNA polymerase II; negative regulation of cyclin-dependent protein serine/threonine kinase activity. Gene Ontology annotation, cellular component: cytoplasm; nucleoplasm; nucleus.
CACCUGGUCACCUUGCAAAUGAGAAUAAAAAAAACAGAAUAAUUUUUGCAAGCUUACAGACUGGCAAAAAAAAUCUGAAUUUCGUCAAAAGUGUUAACUAAGUGCUGAUUGCGUUUUACAAAUGGCAGAAGCUGUAAAAAAAGAGAGUAACGCUCAGCAGCGACCCUUGGAUGGCGGUGGCGGAGGAGGAGGUGGUGGCAGCGGGGGAGGAGGCGGCGGCGGAGGAGGAGCAGGGAUGCCCAAAAGGAAGCACCGCCGGGGCAAAAAGUCCAAGAUGCUGCCCAAGAAGACCAAGAAUCACUAUCCACAGUGGAAACUCGAUAUGCCAGCGGGUGCGGGAGCCACGCUGGAGGGGAACGCCCGCCAGAACAGUCGCACCAAGCUGGUGCGCUCCCGAUCCCUGCUCGUGCCGUACAACACCAACGGCUUCCUCAUGGAGGAGCACAUGUCCGAGCUGCACAAGGACGACUCCGAUGACAAUUGCUUUAACUCGCAGACCGAGGACCAGGUGCUCUUCCUCUCCAAGGAGUUCUCCAAUGUGUACGAGCGGGCGCGCCUCGAACGCCUGGAGACCAUGAGCAAGCAGGAGCUCAUCCAGGAGUGCCUGCAGAUCGAGGAUCGAUACUCGAAGGCCCAGAACGUAUCCAAGGAGUUCGGCGCCAAGUUACGCGCGCAGGAGGAGAAGAUGCGCCAGCUGUCGAGGGAGAAUCAAUUUCUUCGCUCCCACUUCCUGCGAUCGUGCUCCACGUCAGCGGGUCCUGCAGCAGCUGCAGCAGCUGCUGCCUCGCCGCCCUCUGCAAUGGCGCCCACGCCCAGCUCCGCCUGCGAGCUGCAGGCCAGACAACAGCCACCCCAGCAGCCCCAGGCCACACCCAUGGACUCCUCCAGCGAGGACAGCGAGAGCGACAGCAGCAGCACCACGUCGAGCACCACUUCCAGCACAUCCUCGAGCAGCAGCGAUGCCCAUGAGAUGGGCGUGGCUGGGUUGAACAUCGCCAAUGGGCAUGCCGAACGGCACGAGCGCAGCCGAACCCGUUCCAGAUCACGGUCGCCAAUCCAUCUCAAUGGGCAUGCCAACGAUGAGGAGCGCCAGCGCCUGCUGGACGGCAAUCAAAUGGAUGAGGACGACAACUCCGCCGAUGUCCCCAAGCCAGGCGAUGCAGUGGUCAAAUAGGAUCGUGUGCGUCACUCCGACCUGUGUAAAUAGAAGACUCAAAUGUGGUAGAAAGUGGCGACAUGUGGACAGCAACCUUGUUUAGUUUUUAAGUCAUUUGUGGGCGCCCCAACCUUGGGGGACUUUACUUCAUUCAUCAGUUCAUCAUUCAGCGAAAGCAUCAGCAUCAUCUUAUCAACUGCAAGCAAUGCAACCCAAAGGCAAUUUUAUUGGUCUGCCUGGUGUACAAUACUUUGAGAUGUUGCCUCAACGCGUUGAUUUUAAUGGAAUUUUGUAUAAUGAAAACUCGAUUUGUAGGUAAAUAAAAAGUUAAAUCGUGAAUUCGAA